AUGGCGGCGAGUUGGGUUCUCUCAGAAUGUGGCUUAAAGCCUCUCCCUCAAAAUUUCCGUAGACCCACAGCCGGAUUUUCCUCUAACCACCCAGCAAAAGUUCGAGUUUUUCGGUCGAACAAGAGCGUGACAGAUCUAAGAUUGGCUUCAGCCAAAAUUUCGAGUGCGUGCUUUAGAGGGAGAAGCUGGGGUCUGAAAGUGAGUGCUCCAUUAAGAGUUGCUUCUAUUGAAGACGAGAAAGAGAGAGUCAAUGGUGUUAAUGGCGUUGGAGAUGAAGAAGAGCUGGAAUUUGAUCCAGGUGCACCACCACCGUUUAAAUUGGCUGACAUUAAAGCAGCCAUUCCGAAGCAUUGUUGGGUUAAGGACCCGUGGAGGUCAAUGAGCUAUGUGGUAAGGGAUGUGCUGGUGGUUUUUGGAUUGGCUGCAGCGGCGGUUUAUAUAAACAAGUGGUUCGUUUGGCCUCUGUAUUGGGCUGCUCAGGGGACAAUGUUUUGGGCUCUCUUUGUUCUUGGACAUGAUUGUGGUCAUGGAAGCUUUUCAAACAAUCCCAAGCUAAACAGUGUGGUGGGGCAUCUCUUGCAUUCUUCAAUUCUUGUACCCUAUCAUGGAUGGAGAAUUAGCCACAGGACUCAUCAUCAAAACCAUGGCCAUGUUGAGAAUGAUGAAUCAUGGCACCCGUUAUCUGAGAGAAUUUACAAGAAAUUGGAUAACAUGACACGGAUUUUGCGGUUCACCGUUCCUUUUCCCAUGCUUGCAUACCCUUUCUACCUUUGGAAUAGAAGUCCAGGAAAGACUGGUUCUCACUUUCACCCAAACAGCGACUUGUUUGUCCCUAAUGAGAGGAAAAAUGUGAUCACUUCCACUUUGUGUUGGACAGCAAUGGCUGCUUUGCUUGUGGGGUUGUCCUUUGUAAUGGGUCCUAUUCAAUUGCUUAAGCUCUAUGGCAUUCCCUACUGGGUGUUUGUCAUGUGGCUGGAUUUGGUAACUUACUUGCAUCACCAUGGCCAUGAAGACAAAUUACCAUGGUAUAGAGGAAAGGAGUGGAGUUAUCUAAGGGGAGGGCUUACCACACUUGAUCGUGACUACGGAUUGAUCAAUAACAUCCACCAUGACAUAGGCACCCAUGUGGUUCAUCAUCUUUUUCCUCAAAUACCCCACUACCAUUUAGUUGAAGCAACUGAAGCAGCUAAGCCAGUAUUUGGGAAAUAUUACAGAGAGCCAAAGAAAUCAGGGCCUCUACCGUUCCACCUGCUUGGGAGUUUUAUUAGAAGCUUGAAGAAAGACCACUAUGUCAGUGACAAUGGGGAGGUUGUGUACUACCAAACUGACCCUGAUUUUGGUUGCUUUCCAAAAUCAAAGUAA
Molecule: messenger RNA, 1362 nt
Organism: Prunus armeniaca (apricot)
Lineage: Eukaryota; Viridiplantae; Streptophyta; Magnoliopsida; Rosales; Rosaceae
Source: the annotation of a GenBank genome assembly